AUGUAAACGAUGACAUUAUAGAUGGCAUAGUAAUACUGUGUGAUAAUAUAAACAAAUAAAUAAAUACAGAGAACUGAUGUGCUGUAACUGAAGCUCUCCUGAACUAUGGAGCCGAGGGACGCGGAGGGGAAGAGGCGGCUUCUACCCGGGUGGAUGGUGAGAUGGAGUGGAGAGAAAAAGGUGGAUCGACCUACAGAAGGUUCUGCAAAGAUAACAACUUCCGCGAAGAGAGGGGAAAGGAAAACCGUGGAGAGUAUAGUCACAGUUUACUGCAUGAACGAGGCAGAGUUGGUGAAUGCAGCAUUUGAUCUCCUUGCAACGGGAUCAAGUGAGUCGAAACAUCCAGGCUUUGGGGUGACAACAGGAGAUUCAAUAAGAGAAAAGAAUAUGUGGAUCUCUGAAUCUGAACUUGAAGAUGGAGACACAGAUUCAGAACCAAUUCAGAAAACUUGUAUCUCUGAAUCCAAUCUAGUGGUUGACAAUACCAGUCCAGCUCAUCAUACCAAACAGAAGCGAGUGGAUAGCACAGUGCCAAAGAGAAAGGACAUUACACAGGUUUCUGAAUUGAAUGCAUGUGAAAGAACAGUUGAACAGGCCCAUGUUGAUAGGACAGACCCAGGGGAUGCAGAAGAUGAUGCUUUCAAACUUGUGCGAGAAAUUUUCUUCACUUCUUAAUGUUUUAAGUCAAGAAAACAACAGAACAAACAGCAGGUAAUCAAAGUGAGAUGCAUAAGAUAUUGCACUGAUAUGUUUCUAUGGUACAUUAGAGCCUCUAUUGGGUUGAAUUUAAUACUGAAAUACUACUUAUUUAAAAGUAACCAGUGGUAACUGUGCGGUAGUACUAUAGUCGGGUUACUACUGAAAGGUGCAGUAGCAUUUGUAGUGUAAUGAGUAGUAAAUAAGUUGCCUUGUUAUUACACAAAAACUAUUAUAGUAGCUGUUUUGUAGUAACAUGACAACUUAUUUAUGACGCAGUUCAAAUAGUAAAACACAAUACACAGUCACUUUCGGUUCUAAGAUAGUGUAUUCAUAGUGUUAAUGUAGUGUAUUAACACUGGUUUGAGUAAUGGUGUAAUGAGGGCCUCAUUAAAAUGAUGCAUUCAGGACAAGAGCCAAUUAAGUGACAACCUAGCAUAGGUGAAGCUAACAGUGAGGAGGGAAAUAUUAUGUACUAUGAAAUAAUGUAUAUCAACAUACAGUAUUUAAAAUAAUAUGUGGUAAAUGUGUAGUAGUAUUGGGUAUUUUCUUUUUUUUUUUUUUUUUUUUUUUUCUAUAAGGACUUUCUCUAAUUGGAGUCCGGCUUUAUUUUGGAGUUGGGAGAAAAGGUUUUACUGCUUGAAUUUCGUAUGGGUUACCUACCAACCCUGGUAAAUGUAAUUUCUUUUAUAUAGGACUAUUUCAGUUACUUAGUAACUCUGUGCUAAUAAAUUAAUGUCAAAAACAUGA
Polyodon spathula (Mississippi paddlefish) is the source of this 1446-nucleotide messenger RNA. Its product is annotated as cell cycle regulator of non-homologous end joining-like. The record is from RefSeq and is a predicted model, not a curated record. Bases 106 to 675 code for a protein of 189 amino acids. The transcript is spliced from 3 exons. Gene Ontology annotation, biological process: negative regulation of double-strand break repair via nonhomologous end joining; double-strand break repair via nonhomologous end joining. NCBI's taxonomy places the organism in Eukaryota, Metazoa, Chordata, Actinopteri, Acipenseriformes, Polyodontidae. Gene Ontology annotation, cellular component: nucleus; cytoplasm.